CACAAGACCCACCACUGAGAGGGCACUUCCCACUAGUUCUCUCAUUCCCUCUUUACCCCCCACCCCCACGCAACCCACCUGGUCAGCGCUGGAAAUACUUGGCUGCUAGGACAAUGACAGGUGCCAUGCUUGCCCUGCCCGACGCUGGCUUUGCCUCCACAAUGCCUUUUACAGAAAUUCCAAGGACCCAGAGGGAUGGAGACAAGUUUUCCCAGAGACAGGCUCGUCCUCUGGCGCCAUCUGCAGGCCGCAUGCGGAACUCCAUCCGCCGUGAAGCAGCCUUUGCCCGCAGCUUCAGGCCUGGAAUACUCGGGGUGGAUCUUAGGGCUCUGUCUGUGUGCAGGCGUCCUGGAAGGCGGCUGCUUCCCGCGCUGAUCUCAUCCCCAGGAUCUGAGUUCUCAAACAGUAAGCUGUUUUCUCAAGUCCCUGGCAAAGCACUUCUGAUUAUCAGUUUGGUGAUGCCUAACCACGGAGCCCUCCAUCAGAACAGUGAAUUCUGCACAUGGUACCGGCGCAUCCUAGGGACCAGGGGUGCCAGCCCGGGCCUCUUGACUCCUGGUUGGCCGAGUCUAACGUACAUCAGCCUCUCGGUGAAGUUGGCUCGUUUGCGGGCGGCGCCAAGACCCACUGGGCCCCACCGCAGAGCUGGCUGCUGCCUGCUUUGGGCCCUUUCGUCCCUGGAAGCCCUGGAAGCCCUCGAAGGGCGCGGCACCCACUCCCGCGGGUUCUGGGCCGGGGCCUCUGCCCGCUCUAGGCGGGUCUGCCCGGAGGCCUUUUGCACCCCGCAGAGGCUGGGGGCCGCGAACCCACGCACGAGGCACCAGGCCCGCGGGCCGCCGCGGAGUCCAAGCUCCGGGAGGGCCCGAGGCCACCCGCUCCUCCCACUCCGGCCCCGCCUCGCCCCGCUCCUCGCGCGACGACAGCGACGCGGACUGGCGGGGGGAUCGGAGGGAAGUGGCUGCUGCGGAACGCGGAUGUGGCCGCGACCCGAGCGCGAGGAGCGGGCGGCUGGACGGGACCCAGCAACGGCAGGAGGAGCUGGCGGGCGAACGCCUCCCGGCAGCCGCCGGCGCGACGAGGUCCACACCCAGCCUUUCCCGCCGUCCCACCUGGCCGGACGCGGCCAAUCGGCUUCCGAGGAGGGCAAGGCUCUGUCCAAUGAGGGAAGACAGCCUCCACAGCCCCGCCUCCCACCGGCCAGAGGCUGUGUCCCGAGCGCGGGCGUCUAG
Manis javanica (Malayan pangolin) is the source of this 1229-nucleotide messenger RNA. Lineage: Eukaryota; Metazoa; Chordata; Mammalia; Pholidota; Manidae. The record is from RefSeq and is a predicted model, not a curated record.